AUUGAUAUGGGAUGGUGGCCUCGGAAGCGCGCAACUUUCGUAAUGUACGACGGUCGUUCGAAUGGAGCAUUUCGGAGGACAUGAGUAUGUGGCUUCUCUGCCAGGGGGGGUCGCGCAUUCUGCAACCCUCAAUUUCAAAACUAGGAAGCCGGAUUCAAAAAUCGGAAACGCUGGAGCACAGGAAUUGCAUUGGAACCCAGGGAUUGAGGAGUGAGCGCAGGGUGCAGAAACCGAAGCCUCGCAGACUGGUGGCCCCCAAGAAGGCCAGUGGAUGUGCUCACGGCUUCGCGUCAUUCAUGCGUCCUUAACGUGCACAAUGUGUUGAGAAUGCUAGAUGACGUCGUAUCGCAGUUUAUGUUAUCGCGACGCCGUCCAGGAUGUGUGCGAAAGGUUGCUUUGUCACCCCCCAUAUCUAACGUAUGGUCAGGUUUAUCAUAUUCUAUGUUACCACGCUUUCUUUGCACUUCACCUCGGCAUUUUCUAUCUUACGCUCAAAGCACGGCAGCGAACGUCCCCACACGCAAACACAGGGUAUGCCACGGUUGUCCGUAUCUGUUCAUCUUGCUUUUUUGUUUGUGCACGGAGGGUCCAUUUGCCGGUUUGACCUUGCCGAGGUUGUACUUUGCCGUUGGGUGGUUGGGGGGGUCACGCGUGGACGCUGUCUUCGUCGUCGAGCACGCCAUUUUGCCGACUCGUCCCGUCCCCUUGCGGAACUCUGUGUUUUGGGGCUUCUCGGCCACGUGUAAUUGAGCAGUGCUUGAAACCGCUAUGUCUUGCGCAUUUUGGUGCCCAACCCUGCAUUGGCCCGUUCUUCGUUUUGAAUUCAGCCGCUGCUUCCUCAAACAUCGCGCACGAGGGGGCUCUUGCUGCGACUCCUGAGGGGCGGACUUGUUGCCAGAAUUUGGGGCGGUGCGCGCUCAGAGGGUCCCGCCCACAAGGUCCCACCCAGCGGGCGCAUUGCGAGAGGCAGGGAAGGGGGGCACCAGGCGCUGCAGGACGGCCCUGCGCUUCAGUACGUGCCCGAGAAGGGCUACGGGGGCGGGAGAGGGCGCGCUCGCGCCAGAUCUGGCAUCCUACCCCUCCUCACCCAUCCUGUUUUUGUUGCCCCUUUCCUUGUCGCUGAUUGUUUCUCUACCAGCUGGCAGGUGUCAUAGCGGACCUGGAACAUUUAAAAUUAUUGCAAUGUGGUAUGAGCAAUCAGAUGGGAGCUGUGCGCAUUGUACGCUUGGAGGCGGAGGAGGAAGAUGAGGAGGUGGCGAGUGAGCAGGAGCAUGGGCAGCAUCAACGCUCUCCGCUAUUCCAUGUAGCUUAUAAUUUGCAUGCGUGAGAGCGACCUGCGGGCGAAAACUGGCCCCGCUUGGACAGAAUCGGUGGAGAUAGGGGAGUAAUACAUGCUCAGGGCGUGUGGUUCUGAGUGGACAGGGUAGGGAAAAGGAACGUCGGAGAGGCACGGGAUGUCAGGGGGAGUGGUGUUUCGCGACGCAGUUUCGGUUAUUUGUUUUCGGUUCGAAGUUGACCUGCAUCUCGCUUCCCAGGGCGUUCGCGCCAGGUCCGAAAAGUGUUUGGAGUACUGAAGCCAUCUUUUGGGCUGCCGAGGCCCAAACCAGCCCUCCAAUCACCAAAUUACAUUUUCAAACCUGAAAAAGGCCGCCCCGAAAGUCUUGACCACUGACGGUAGAUGUUGCUUUCCCGUUCUUUGUUGCCGCAGGUCUUGUACCCGCAGCCGACAGUCGAUUGGUUCCCCAACGUCGCGCGCCACCCGUCCUUCUCAGACGCCCUAUCCCCGAUUGGCUUCCAGCCGGUCUCGCAGGCGUCCUUGACGGUCAAAGUCCAGCCACGGGAAGGCCUUGAAGUUCCCGUGUCCGCGUACCCCGCGGGUGAUUCGACAUGCACGAGAGGUACCUCGGCGGCUGCCCCAGGACCUAUGGGGCAGCCGCCGUCACAAGCUUGUGAUGUCGGCGACGUGGUCAAUGUGUUCUCGCGGGGCGCUGGCCGGUGGCUGCAAUGCGAGGUGGCAAAGGUUGAAGGUGCUCGUGUGACUGUGACCCAUGCCGCGGGGCAGCUGACGCGCCGGAUCAAUUUGACGGAUCCAGACAUACGGAGCUAUUUUCGCAUCGCCUCAGAUUCCAUCAUUCCCGAAUUUACGGCAGUAGGACAAAGGCUUGCGCAUGGGUCACGAGUGGAGCGUGG
Messenger RNA from Prorocentrum cordatum, 2190 nucleotides. The record is from the annotation of a GenBank genome assembly. Lineage: Eukaryota; Dinophyceae; Prorocentrales; Prorocentraceae.